Molecule: messenger RNA, 2199 nt
Organism: Bolinopsis microptera
Lineage: Eukaryota; Metazoa; Ctenophora; Tentaculata; Lobata; Bolinopsidae
Exons: 11
Coding region: 58-1791 (577 amino acids)
Source: RefSeq, a predicted model, not a curated record
AGAAAGUCUAUUAUCUGAUACACUUACAAGAUAAUAUAAAGACAUGGUAUAGAAGAUAUGGAUAGAAGAUACAGUUGCCAGCAUAAUCAGAGGGUAAAGUGUGCCCAUGGGAACCAGUGUAGUCACCUCAGUAACCAAGUAGGACCUAUUAACCAGCCACCUCCAGGACAGUGGUGGGACUCUGUUCUUACUCCACCUUUAUCAGCUACUUCGUCACAGAGUGGAAGCAGCUGCAGCAGGUUCCUGGAGAAACACGCGACUCCUUGUACGGACGGCUGUAACAAACUACUCAACACCCAGAUACCAUUACCACACGAGAACAGAUUUGUUUGGGACAGGACCCCUUACGAUAAACUAUGCUAUGACACUAGACAUCACCCGAGCAACGAACCACCUCGGUGUCACCAUCACCCUGGUGAUGUAGGUCCUCACCAUGGUGAUAUGGUGGCACGUCACCCUCCUCCGUGCUGUCACCAGCCUGAUUAUGAGGUUUACACCAGACACCACUGCUGCAGACCCCACCCUCCAGUACAGCCAAAGCCGAAAGGAUGCUGUUCACGACCAAAACCAGCGGGCUGCGACUGUGGAUCAGACCGCGUGUACAGCAGUGCGCGGCACAAGAAGCAACAACCUUGCACGUGCAAAAACUGCGCUCGAUCGCCCUCACCGCUGUUACUUUCGACUCCUAACCCCAGGCUCAACUUAAACCAGAGCAGUAUGAGGAGUCUGGUACCACUGACACUCCACUCCCCGGAAUCAUCCACUCCAGCUCAGCUUCAUUUCCCGCAAUUGAACUACAUGUCCAAUAAUGGUCGAACUAGAGCAUUCUCCAGCGAGGCUGUCCUCUCAACUUCCACUGACAACAGAAGCUCAGAUUCAGAACAGCCGGAUACAAAGAAUGCGGUUACGUCCCCAACCAUGCCUCCCGAGGUUCAGUCUGAUCAGAUAUCCAGCACAACUCCAACAGACGAAGAAGACAGGAGCUCAGGGAUAUUUCCAGACGGAGAGAAACCAGGAACCACAGUGAACAGAGCAACAUCUCCCUUUAUAGUGAAGAUGGCAACCCAAGUAGAGCAGCUCCCUAAUGACCCAGCAGUUAGAUCCCUGGUGAAGAGCAUUGUUAUGUUCAAUGAUGUGGAGUAUCAAGUACCCACAAAGAUAAUCAGAAGGAGCAAGUCUCAGGAGUUCGUUCACGAGGAAAAAGAGAACAUCUACUGGGAGAUUGAGGACACUCCUCUUAAACCUCCCCAGCAAACUUGCUUGAGUUUCUUCUGCACGCCCCGCCGGAAAGAGCAGAGAAACGUAUCAGCAGACAGCGUGGGCUCCAUUACCCCUUUACUAAAGUGCAAGAAGAGCGGAGGUUUCUUCAAGCUGGGCAGAUCAUCCAAAUCAAAACAGCAAACUUCCUGUCUAAACAGCAGGGUGCUGAGGGGGGUGAUGUCGAGGAAAACAGCAGACAACAUCACCUCUGUUCAGACGGGGGUGUCACGUGUCAAGAUAUUCAAUGCUAGCAGUGAGCGGUACGAAGCUCCUCAAGGGAGACACACAGUUGCGAUACCCUCAACUUCAGAUACUAAUCAGGCAGCUGGAAGUUCACAGAGGGACACGGAAAAGAUCAAACCAUCAGGAAAACAGUCUAAAUCUUCAGCUUUAGGUAGACUAUUCGGCAAGAGGAAAUCUGAGGGAGGCGUCCGGUGGAAGAUCAAUCCCGAAUACUACAUGGUAAGAGACGGAUCGGGACCAGUUGACUACGUAUUACCUGACGACACAUUCGACUCUGUGGAGUUGUAACCCGACGACGAAUCGUCAGUCAGCUGACGACAAAUGUUGUUUCGUGAUAUAUACAUGAUAUACUUCGGGGAUAAUCCAAAAAUAUUGCCAUUGGUUGUAAUCCAGGCAGAAGAUCGUCUAAAUCUGAAGUUCUCCCUGUUCAUGUGGAAUACUUGCUGUAACUUUUAAUCAUGUUCUACUUUUAUUUUGAGUGCUCAAGUUAUUGUUGAUGAGGGACACUGUCACUAUGGCUUAGUGGCUCAUAGCCAUUUCAGCUUUAAUUUUUUCCAGAUUUUUAUUGAUUAUAUCCGAUGAUAGCCAACUUUUUUUUAGUUGGCUCAGUAUUCACGUUAAUUUAUUAUAACAGUAAUACAAAAUUAUGUGACGAUUUCUUGCUAUUUCAACAGUGUUAAUAAAUUAAACUUCAAA